AUGGCAACAAAGGCGCGGGAGGGAGAGGCGUCGUCGUCGUCGUCGUCUUCCUCCGCGCCUGCAUACCCGGAUCGCACUUUCGACACCAUCGUCCUACCCACCGACUCCGACUUAGUCACAUUCAGCGACCCUUCUUCCUCCAACGAGCCACUCCGCCGUGCCCGUCUCGCAGCUGCAGGUCCCACCACGACCUCCUCGCUGCGGGAAGCAUCCUCCGCUCUCCGACAAGACCUCCCCGUCGCCUUCCCUACGGAAACAGUGUACGGCCUCUCAGCAAACGCCCUCUCCUCCUCAGCAUGCAAGGCCAUCUUUGCCGCCAAGGGCAGGCCGCAAGACAAUCCAUUGAUCGUACAUGUAUGCGACUUGGAGAUGGCAGAGGAGAUUGUGGCGGAAGGGUGGGUACCGCCGCCCUGCUACGAGGAGCUCAUGCGACGAUUCUGGCCGGGAGGAAUCACCUUUCUCAUGCCGGCAGCGAGACCGGGCGUGACGUAUUCUGAUCAGUCGAGCUCGUCAUCGUGGUUCCAAGGCAAAGGCACCUCUCCACUUCCCCUCCUCGUCACCUCCAAUCACCCGCUAGUCGGUAUCCGCAUGCCUUCGCACCCUCUCGCCCGAGCUCUCAUCGCCCACUCGCGCCUACCCCUCGCUGCUCCUUCCGCCAACGCGAGCGGCCGGCCCUCACCGACAACUGCGCAGCAUGUGCUCCACGACCUCAAGGGAAGGAUACCGUACGUGCUGGGCGGCGGUGCGAGUAGCCAGGGAGUAGAGAGUACCGUAGUCGAUGGCGUGACGGAGCCUGGGGAGCUGAGGGUGCUUAGACCGGGCGCCGUUAGUCCCGAGGAGAUUGAAGAAUGCCUCAGUGGGCUGAGUGGGGAGGGAGCCGUAAGGCUUCGUGUGUAUGGUAGGGACAUGGUACGGCAGGAGGCCUUUGAGGCUGCCCCUACCACACCGGGGAUGAAGUACAGGCAUUACAGCCCCACGGCUCCCGUUGUGGUCUUCGUGCCCAGCAAGGAGGCGCGGUACGCGAAGGCGGCUGCGAAUGGCGGGAGUAGCAGUAUCGCCGGCUGGUCGCAAGCACUAUCGAAAGAGGUGCAAGCACUCGUAGCAGCCAAGCCUGACCUCCUUGACGGGAAGGCGAGCGUCCACGUCGGCCUCAUGCUUCUCACAGACUCGGCACUCGCGCAAGCCAUGUUUGCUCCCGAGGAGGCAGAAAUGGCCGCCGCCACUGGUCCGGCCUUUCCCCUCUCCCUCGACGAUGGCAGCCAGGCUCACAUCCUCAUCCAGCCCUUCAGUCUCGGUCGCCUUUCGCAGCCUCAUCUGCCUGCACGCCGCCUCUUCUCUGGGCUGAGGAGUCUCGAUGAGGGCGGCGUGAACUUGAUCGUAGUGGAGGCAGUGGAAGAGAAGGGCAUCGGACUAGCAGUCAUGAAUCGCGUAGGCAAGGCGGCGGGCGGCACUGUGGCAGUGAGCGUAUGA
Jaminaea rosea is the source of this 1470-nucleotide messenger RNA. RefSeq names its product translation factor. Gene Ontology annotation, cellular component: cytoplasm. Bases 1 to 1470 code for a protein of 489 amino acids. Gene Ontology annotation, molecular function: tRNA binding; nucleotidyltransferase activity; double-stranded RNA binding. The record is from RefSeq and is a predicted model, not a curated record. The transcript has 2 exons. Gene Ontology annotation, biological process: regulation of translational fidelity. NCBI's taxonomy places the organism in Eukaryota, Fungi, Basidiomycota, Exobasidiomycetes, Microstromatales.